Molecule: messenger RNA, 1782 nt
Organism: Mytilus californianus (California mussel)
Lineage: Eukaryota; Metazoa; Mollusca; Bivalvia; Mytilida; Mytilidae
Exons: 1
Coding region: 46-1764 (572 amino acids)
Molecular function (GO): zinc ion binding
Source: RefSeq, a predicted model, not a curated record
GUACAUGUCAUACUUCCUUAAUUUGACCUAUAUAGCUAACGAAAAAUGGCGACGUCAAAAUCUAUUAAUCUUGGAGAAGCGCAAAUUCUAUGUGUAUGUCAUCUGUGUGAAGAUGAAAAACAAAUUAUAUGGAAAUGCCUAGAAUGUUCCCUGUUGAUGUGUGAUAAAUGUAAAAGGAAAGUACACGUGAAAUUCAACACAGCUGACGAACAUAAUGUCAUCAAGGUAACAAAUAUCGGGAAGGAUUGUUCCUUUCAGCCAAAUCUUUUUGUUUUAUGCGAUGAACACCCUGAACAAAAGAUUUGCAUAUUUUGUAAGAAGUGUAAUCAGUUAGUCUGCCCUGUCUGUCUUUCCGAAAAACAUAAAGAUCAUUUUUUCGAGAGUUUGAAAGUCGCAUAUGAGGAAAAAUUUCAAAGUUUAAAAUACUUUCAGGAUAAACUAAAAGAGGAUUUGGCUUUUCAUUCAAUAUGUGAAAAAGAACUUAGUGACAGGACAAAAUCGAAUAGAUGUUUUUACGAGAAUGUGAAGAAAACAAUUUUAGAACAAGAGGAAAGGUUUAAGAAGGCAAUUGAGAAUGAAACCCAAUCCAGACUUAAAAUUCUUGGAGACCGAUUCAAAGAAAUAAAUAUAAAGACAAUAAAAGCACAAAACACAAACGUCAACGCACAAAAAGAAGUAGGUUCAAUCUUGGAAUCAGUUAAUUUAGCUAUAGAUACAGGUAGUUUAAAAAGUGUAAUUGAAACAGAACAAUCCGUUAAGUCUUGGACAGAGCCCGAAAAGACUUAUCGAGUUAUUGAUAUCAAUCCAAUUGAACUAAAAUGUGGUUCAAUUGACCAAACUCAAAUUUCGGAAAUGUUUGGGUCUUUAAAAGAAGUUUCGGAUACAGUACAGAUUGAAGUCCUUUAUUCUUACAGAAGUAAAGCCAUUUUCAAUAACAUACAGCCCUGCCAAGAUGGGUCAGUUUGGGUGAGUGAUAAAUACUCAUGCUUGAGAAAUAUGGAAUUGGGAAACGAAAUUCAACAACGACAAGAAGUAAAGGAUAUAAGUGUUGAAGAAAUGCUCGAAAGUGAAAAAGGCGAAGUAAUUUUAUCUCUUUCUGGACAAUCAAAACUUGUAACAUUGGCAGACGACGGUAAAUUAAAGGAUUUUAUAGAUUUUUCGCCAUUUAUUUCUCGACCACUCCAUAUAACAAAAUCUGGUAAGAUAGUAGUGGGAAUUUGUGAAGAAAUUUCGUACAAAUUGUCAGAAAAUAGUGUAAGGCAAAUCAUCAUCAUUGAGGCGAGUGGGAAAAAAAUGCAUACAUUUGAAUUCGAUGCUGACCAUAAACGAAUAUUAACAUAUGCUCUAAAAGCAACAACAAAUAUUAACAAUGAUUUGUAUGUGAUUGACAAGACAUCUAAAGACAAACACGGUCGUCUUCUGUCGCUUGCUUAUCCAAAUAAACUUAUGUGGACGUAUACGGGAAAUACAACUAUAAACUCAAAACUUCAGUUCAAACCGAAUUGUCUUGCUGUAACUGCAACCGGAAAUAUUGUUUUGUUAGACUCCGAUACUAAAGUUCUACAUAUUUUAGAUAUAAGAGGUGCUUUAAAAACCUUUGUUUCAUUAUUAAAUGUUCACGUGAUUAGCCCUGAGUUUAUGUGUAUUGACGGACAAGAGAGAUUGUGGAUCAGUUGUGGGGGAUUGUCUUCAGAUUCUUAUAUGACGUAUUUUACUAAUAUAUUUCAAGGAAUGCUUGUUGUCAUGUCUUUUACUGGGUUUUGAAAUUAAAGAUGAAAUUAA